Messenger RNA from Aspergillus sclerotioniger CBS 115572, 1389 nucleotides. RefSeq names its product TLC domain-containing protein. NCBI's taxonomy places the organism in Eukaryota, Fungi, Ascomycota, Eurotiomycetes, Eurotiales, Aspergillaceae. Gene Ontology annotation, biological process: ceramide biosynthetic process. The transcript is spliced from 6 exons. Gene Ontology annotation, molecular function: sphingosine N-acyltransferase activity. The record is from RefSeq and is a predicted model, not a curated record. Gene Ontology annotation, cellular component: membrane. Bases 34 to 1389 code for a protein of 451 amino acids.
AGCAGGUCUCGCUUCGUUUGCACCAAGGGUAGCAUGAGUGACUCCAAGUCUAAUGUCGAGGAUGUUGGAGAAACAGCCCAGGAGCCCAGCAUACCUUCCACGUCUCCAGCACACAACGAAAGCAGAACGAAGCCGCCUCCAUACAGUCAAGGUACCACUGACAGGACUACCACCGAAGCAUCAGUUUCACCGAUGAAUACCGGUGUUCUCAAGUGGUACGCUCGUGGUGUGGUGGACAAUCAAAUUGGGAUAUUCUUACACCUCGUCUCAGUCCUCGUUCUCACACAUCUCUACGUCCCGACGGCGCGACCCUUCACGUCCCGAUUGCUCCUCCUUUCUCACUACAAUCCGGAUACACAACUCUAUGGAAUUAGUACUGAUGACUUCUACCUCGUCGGAUUCUAUGUGUUCUUCCUAAGUGGACUUCGUGUCUUUCUCAUGGAGCAUGUUCUCGCACCAGUGGGCAGACAGUUGGGGCUAUCAAAUGGAAGGGAUCUCAAGAGAUUCUCGGAGCAAGGAUGGUUGCUAUCCUACUUCUUCGUAUCCUGGAUCUUGGGCAUGUACAUCUACUGCACAUCGGAAUGCUUCCUCAACAUGAGGCAAAUGUUCACAGACUGGCCCACCAGGGAGCUCCCUGCGAUCACCAAAGCAUAUAUCCUGGGUCAGUGGGCUUUUUGGCAACAGCAGGUCAUUGCCAUUCAUCUUGAAGAACGUCGCAGAGACCACUGGCAAAUGUUAGCCCACCAUGUCAUAGCAAAUGCCCUGAUUUUUACUUCGUAUGUUCUGCACCUGACCCGGGUAGCAAAUUUGAUUCUCGUUCUGAUGGACGUGGUGGAUAUCGUUUUUUGCCUUGCAAAGUGCUUAAAAUAUCUCGGCUAUUCCACCCUAUGUAACAUCACGUUCGGUGUCUUCAUGAUCACAUGGUUCGUCGCACGUCACGUCUUUUACUUGAUGACCAUGUGGAGCAUUUGGAUCGAUAUGGCCGAAGUCAUACCCGUUGGCUGUUACCAUGGAUCCCAGAGGGAUCUGAAAGGCCCUACCCCUUUGCCUCAACAUGGUUGGAUGCACAUCCUGGACCCCUUUCUAAAUCCGGCUGGCACAAUCUGCUUUAGUAGAGCCAUACAGGGAUGGUUUCUGGGUUCACUAGGCUUUCUUCAAAUCCUUACUAUGGUUUGGUUCAUCAUGAUAAUCAAAGUAGCCAUUCGGGUGGUCAAGGGCGAUGGCGCUACAGAUAUCCGCAGUGUUCACGAGAGCGAGAAUGAGGAGGAGCAGGAGGAAGAGGGCUGGGUAACGGCGGUUGUAGAGGAGGGUGUCGAUGAGAUCGUGGGUGGAGGAGGAAGUUAUAGGGGAUGGAGAGGGGGUGAGAGGGCUGGACAUGGCGGUAUUUAG